Messenger RNA from Arabidopsis arenosa, 1332 nucleotides. The record is from the annotation of a GenBank genome assembly. NCBI's taxonomy places the organism in Eukaryota, Viridiplantae, Streptophyta, Magnoliopsida, Brassicales, Brassicaceae.
AUUCAGGUUAAUCUCGGUAGCGAUUACCGACGAGAACCAUGGCGGGUAAGCAGAUCGGCGGAGACGGAGGUUUACCGGCAAAUCUCGCCGGAAUGACAAAAAGUCAGCUCUACGACAUUAUGUCUCAAAUGAAGACGUUGAUUGAUCAAAACCAUCAACAAGCGAGGGAGAUUCUGAUUCGGAAUCCUCUUUUGACCAAGGCUCUUUUCCAGGCACAAAUCAUGCUCGGAAUGGUUCAGCCUCCUCAAGUGACUCCGAAAGUUGAGCCACAAGCUGUGCAACAACCUCAACAAUCUCAUCAAUCUAUCCCGCCAAAGCCAAAUGUUCAAGCACAUAUCUCUUCUAUUCAAGGGGGAGGCAGUGUACAUGAGCCAGCAAAUACGAUGCAGCCACAAGCCACGAUUCGAAAACACCCAACACCACAACCAAUGCCUAUGCCUCCUCCGCCUUCUGUUUCUGCAACCAAUAAUGCUCAACCACAGCCUCGUUUUUCGCAUCCCCAGCGUCAGGGACAUCUCAAUCCUACUGUCACUUCUAUGUCUCAUCAACAGUCUUCUCAAGUUCAAAACGCGCCUCCUCCGGCUCCCCAUCAUCCAACAUCCCAGCCACCUUCUUUUCAUCAUCUUGAUAUACCAGCUUCCUCCACUCAGUUGCAGCAACAACCAAUGCACUCGGGUGGAGGUCCUCAUUUGGCACAGCAACAGCCUAGACCAUAUCAUCAUCAAUAUGGACAAGCCCAAACUGGUCCAAACACUGGGUUUCAGCACCAUGGCGCACCUCCUCAGCAUCUCUCUCAACCCAUGUUUCAUUCAGGCAACAGACCCCCUGCUUCUGGUGGACCUCAAUUCCCGCAGGGACAGCAACAUCUGCCUAGUCAGCCAACAUAUCAGGGAGGAGGUCAAUAUCGUGGAGACUACAACAAUAACCAAUUAGCAGGUCUGAUGGCUCAAGACAGAGGUCCUUCUUGGAUGGCUGGCCAAUCAGAGAGCUCGAACAUUACUCAUCUCCCAGGUUUAGGGCCGGUGCCUCCACCAAGCCAAGUUGGGCCUGGAGGUGGCCCACCACCUCGCCCUGCACCGAUAUCUGCAGAGAUGGAGAAGGCAUUACUUCAACAGGUGAUGAGCCUAACGCCAGAGCAGAUCAAUCUGCUGCCACCAGAACAGAGAAACCAAGUCCUUCAGCUUCAACAGAUUCUCCGACAGUGAAGCUCAUUGAUACGAUAGCUUGGUCUCCUCCAUGUUAGAACUUAGAAGAGGCAAGUUUUGGCUUUGAAUGUAAGGUCUGAGUUAAGUUUGGGAUAAUUUGUAAAAAGAAGAAAACUAAUAGGUUUUU